AUGUCAGUUUCCAAAGGAGUGUGGUCGAACUUCACCAAACGGUCGCCAUCGUUGGCGCUACGUAACAAGGCCCUGCGUACUGCGUUGUUGAGCCCAAAUCUUCCGUACGGCCCGGCAUCUCUCAAAUCGAAUGCCAACAGAAGAAAAUACAAGUCGAUCGAGGGCCUUGAAGACAUUUACCCGCUAGCAUACGAGGUUCUCGAGAAGAAGAGCGAAGCUGUUUACAACAAGAUCGAGAAACUCGACCCAAAGAGCUCGAAUUAUGCCGAGGAAAAAGAAAGACUUCUUGUCGAAGCCGAGAAGCACAACCCAGAGGUGGUUUACAUGGCUGAGUAUAUGAAGAACAGCUUCGACAGAACACAACCUGUUUUUAGACAUUACAUAAAGACAGAUUGGCUGAAUCAUUCCCAGAUGUUGCUAAUGCAGAGACUCGAGACUCUGGGUGUGAUUCCAGACACUCUUCCUACUCUGGAGCCGGAAGUCGAUGUCAAGUUGAAGUUCCCGCACAACAACCAGGAUAGAUGGAUCGAGCCCGGUGUUGUUCUGUCGUCGAACGUGACCAAGAAACCGCCAGCUUUGGAGGUGAUAGAGUUCAAGGAAUCUAAGGACGAAAUGUACACGGUUUUGAUGGUUGAUCCAGACACCCCUGAUCUUGCUGCCGACAGCUACUCCACCACGUUGCUUUGGGGAGUGAAAGAUGUCAAGCUUUCCAACACGGACUCGAUGAUCGAUGCCAAGAAACUGGUGCAGAACCCAGACCUCGAGUUUGUGGAGUACCAGCCUCCUGUCUGCGAGAAGAACACAGGAAAACACAGAAUCGCGUUCUGGGUGUUCAGGCAGGAUGGAGAGCUUGCUAACGCUCCAAAGGGUCUCAAGAGAGAUUACUUCAAGAUUAGACAGUUUGUGGAAGACAACAAGCUCACCCCCGUGGGAGCUCACGUGAUCCGCUCUGUUUGGGACAGAAACACUGACGCCGUUAGACAAAUAAUGGCUAAAAUGCAUGGAAAAAUAAAUUAUUUUUCACCCGUACAUUUGAUGGUCUCUCAAUGUGAACUACGAAGGCAGCUUUUUAGCUCGAACCAGCAGGCCUGGGACGGCGUUUAUAUGGACGUUCGCAAUGUAGAUACCUCGUUGAAGGCCAAUACGUCGUUGCUGAAGAAGCUGAGUACUAGUUUCAGCUCCAGUGCAGAAAAAUCGCUUUUGAAAGCCGUGUCUGAGGUUUCCUUGACCAAGUAUAUGGACGAGCUGAUCCCAGCUGUUGUUCAGGGACUUUCCAGCAAGGGCACUGAUCCGUUGACCGCUGUCAAGGUGUGUUCUGUUCUCCACCAGCGGUUUGGAUCAGACUUCACUCGAAACCUGGUCACCUUCUUUAUCAGUUCUUUGUCCGAAACGAACGAGAAAGGAGACUCUUUUAGUGCACUGGGGAGACUACUGGUUCUUUUUACCGAGUUUUACCUUGUUGGACUGAUUCGAUUGGACGAAACGGUGUCCAAGAAAGAUCUUCCUCGAUAUUUGAGCAAGUCGGAUACACCGCUGCUUUUGGCGUUUAUGACGCAGAUUUUCUCGGUCCACGGCGAGGACGAGCAUCUAGCAGAGGUAUUGGCUGGAUAUCUGGUGCGAUUCGGGGAGAUUCUGACCAAUGACACCGGAUUGCUGCCAGAUACUGAACGAACUCGAUUGGUGAAGCUUUUUUCGAAGUACUCGGUGCACGUAAUCAACUGGACCACAGACACAAACAGCAAGUGGACAGAGCUAAUCAACGGUGUCGGAAAGUAUGCUUCUAGCAGAAGUUUGGUCCCCGAGCCUCUCAAGAUAGAUCUGAAGGAGUGCACGGUGAAAUUUAAACGAUUGUACUACUACUCGGAGCUGGCCCAGGGGAUAUUUGAUAUUGACGGGCCAGACGUGAUUGGCAUAGAUUCAUUGGGUGCCUACCCGUUUGACGAGUCGGUUGUUCCUUGGGAAUCCGAGGAGGACAGACAAUUCUACCUAAAUGUUCCUCUUGUUGAAGAAUUGAUCCAGGUAGCAAAAAUUGAGGAGACGGAAGUAACACCCGAACUGCUGGAGAAAGUCUCCCAAGCGACUUCUGCUGCUGAUGUGGACUCCGUCGCGUGUUCAUUUUGGAACCAGCACAUGAACAGUCCGGCUUCGCUCGCUAGAUUGCUAGAGUAUGCUCUUUUGCCUCAGUCAAACCAUAAAGCGUUUGCACGGUUCCUCAAGCUCAACAGACAAGCGCUCUCGUCUCUGGUGCUUCGGACCAUUCGCAAGACGUUCAUCGACUUCAAGAUCCAGAUCCUAAGUGGCAAGGUAAAUGCGCCGACCGUGACGCUAUUCUGCCAGCUCGUAAACUUCAACAUAUUUCCACCAGCAAAAGUCUACGAGGAACUGUCGUUUUUACUGUGCGAUGCCACCAGCAAAUCCAGUCUGGACACGCUGCAUUUUGUGUUUGAUCAGUCGGGAGCAACGUUGCGCAGCCAGUCUGUCUACCACGAGCUGGUGGACAACGUUUUUGGGCUCCUGCAGAGUCUGAAGUCGCAGCUCCCAGCCGGCUCGGCCGCGGUGGACGAGUUUCUGGCCGCGUACCCUGACGCUGUAGCGUUUCGCCAAGCGUACCGCGUGGGCCAGGAAACGGACAAGAAACAGAAGUACCUGGAUUUUGUGCUGAGACUGGCUUUGGACAAUAUCUCCUGUUUGAAGCAUAUCACAAAAAAUAUUUAUUGGGACGACGAAGACUACGCCAAGAUCUGCACGUUUCUGACGAGUCCGGGCGACAUUUCGUACGACCAGAUCUCUGCCCUGGUCAGGAUCCUCAAAGAACUCGGCGAAAGAGACCCGUCCAUCGUCACAGUUGUGGUGGACGAUUUGAUAGAGCAGAUCCAGGCAGGCCUUGAGGAGGAGGAUGUUCGCGAAAACAGAAAGCUGCUGGCGGUUGCAAAGUAUCUUGCCGAGCUGAGCAACAUGAAACUGGUGCCUGUGAAAAUGAUUCAGCAGCUAAUCGUUUACUGUAUCCUGGAGUCGCACAGCUCUGACCAAAAGAGCUGGUUUUGGGUGCACCUGGUGUGCCAGUUCCUGGACUCGGUCACAAAGUCUCUGACUUCCGAGUAUUUACUACUGGACUAUUACCUGGCGCUGAACGAGCCGCCAUCCGUGGACUUGCAGCUGCGCGUGAGCCGGUGCUUCCAGUCACGUGGUCGCGAACGCGCACAGAGCCUGGCAGAGGCGGCCUCGCGACUGAAGGAAAACAGGGUGUCCCGCGCGGGAACGCCGCAGCCAGAUACAGAGGCUUCUGAAACGGAGGAAGAGUCGGACGAGGAGGAGGAUUUGUCAACGCAGAUCUCUGAGGACGAGUCUGAGCUCGACAAUUCGGAAAGCGACGACGCUGCCGACGCCGAGCUGUACGAGCAGAUGAUGAACGAACACAUCGAGCAGAGCAUCCAGGCCGAGUUCGAUGCGCUGCUGGGCGAGAGUCUGAAGUCCUCGGGCGCGAAACCCAAGUCGAACGCGCUGGAGUCCAUAGGCUCGCUGGCUACCAUGACCGAGCCGCAGCCGGCAGAAAGCAACAAGUUCACGUUUCUGGCGAAAGCGGGCCGCAAACUGCACUCGCGCGUGGUCACCGUGCCCGAGGAGAGCGGCUUUGCAUCGCGGCGACUGCAGAACGUGAAACUGUCGCAGCAGGAACACGAGAGAGUCAAGGACCUGAUCCUCGAGCGGCAGGAAUAUUCCGCAUUGGCGACCGGCAUUGUGUACGGAGCUUACCACACCUACGUGUUGAAGGCCGAGGGUGAGAAGAAGCAGGAACUGUACGACUACGAGCACAAGAAGAAGUUGGUGGAGGAAGCCAAGGCUGAGUACAAGAAGCUGCACCCAGUCAAGCAGACUGCCGCACCAACCGAGGCCGUCAACCUCGACGACCCAGAAUUCGAUUUCGGGAAAUUUAUUUUGGGUGCUGUUGAGAAAUUGGGUAGUUGA
Messenger RNA from Ogataea philodendri, 3966 nucleotides. RefSeq lists its product as uncharacterized. The transcript is spliced from 3 exons. Gene Ontology annotation, biological process: proton motive force-driven ATP synthesis; nuclear-transcribed mRNA catabolic process, nonsense-mediated decay. Gene Ontology annotation, cellular component: cytoplasm; exon-exon junction complex. Lineage: Eukaryota; Fungi; Ascomycota; Pichiomycetes; Pichiales; Pichiaceae. The record is from RefSeq and is a predicted model, not a curated record. Gene Ontology annotation, molecular function: proton transmembrane transporter activity; protein binding; RNA binding. The coding region runs from base 1 to 3966 and encodes 1321 amino acids.